GCGGCUAGUGGGGCUUGGGCAAGACGCGGCGGUAGGUAGUCCCGAUUCAUCAGGGGAGCAGUCAGCCGGAUCGAGGGGCCGAGGAGAAGCUCUAGGUUGGCAGGGGUGGCUUAACUGAACCCCUUGCGCAAGGAGACGGCUUCGAUUUCCCAGCCCCGGGUACCCUUCUCCCUAGCCCUGUGCAAGGCUGUCGCACUUCCGUUCUUCGGUUGCUUGUCCCAAUUCACUGCCCAUUGUUGCAGCGAAGGUGUCUCCCCCUGGAGGGUUCCGGAGCUUGUCGUUUGCUUCUUGGCUUACCAGUACGGGCUUUGGUUUGGCAGGCUGCCAACAGAACGGAUGCCAGCCCCACGCAGCACCAAGCCUGCAGGCAGUAAGCAGCCCUGCCCAGGCAGAGUGCCAGCUGUGGAGAAUGCCCAAGCCAAGAAGGAGGAAAGCUCUCAGGCGAAACGAUCCCCUUCCUCACCGCAGGGGGCACCCAAGAAGCGUUCUGCCUUUGGGGAUAUUACCAAUGCUCACAAGACUCAACAUAUAUUGGGAAAGAAGGAGACGGCAAAAGCAGCUUCCAAAAAGGCCCCAAAGGGACUGAUCGUAGUGGGCGUUGCAAAGAACAAUGAGAUUAACCUUAAAAAGUCAGCAAGCAAAAUUUCCUCUGAGGACACACCAGCUGAGAAGGUUCCGGCAGAGAAGGCAGAUCCUUCACAGCCGCCAGCGAAUCAAGUGGCUUUGGUACAGGUGAGGCCAAUUGAGGACAUUGACAAGGGGCAGCAAGACGAUCCUUACGCCAGCGCUGAAUAUGCCAAGGAUAUCUUUAACUACAUGCGGGAGCGUGAGGAAAAAUUCGUGAUCCCGGAUUACAUGAAGAAUCAGCCUGAUAUCACCAGGGACAUGCGGGCCAUUCUGGUUGACUGGAUGGUGGAGGUGCAGGAGAACUUUGACCUCACUCAUGAGACACUUUACCUGGCAGUCAAACUGAUGGACCACUAUUUGGUGAAGGUGACCAGCUUGCGGGACAAGCUGCAGCUCAUUGGCUCCACAGCCAUCCUCAUUGCCUCCAAGUUCGAGGAGCGCUGUCCCCCCUGUGUGGAUGACUUCCUGUACAUCUGUGAUGAUGCCUACAAGAGAGAAGAACUCAUCUCCAUGGAAAUGAGCAUAUUGCAAACACUUCACUUUGACAUAAAUAUUCCUGUUGCGUACCGCUUCCUCCGCCGCUUUGCCAAGUGUGCCCAUGCUACCAUGGAGACUUUGACACUGGCCCGAUUCAUCUGCGAACUGACCCUGCAGGAGUAUGACUUUGUCCAGGAGAGCGCCUCGCGGUUGGCUGCCAGCUGCCUGCUCUUGGCACUGAAGAUGAAGAACCUUGAUGGCUGGAACCCCACACUGGAAUAUUACAGCGGCUACUGCAUCCAGGAGCUCCAGUCUUUGGUUAAGAAGCUCAACUUCCUGUUGACCUAUCAGCACGAUGAGCGGCUCAAAGCUGUGCGCUGCAAAUACUCUCACCGGGUCUUCUUUGCAGUGGCCAAGAUGGUGCCUCUGGAUAUGCUGGAGCUGGAGGAAUCUUUGCAGAAGGCAAGCAGGAGAUCUUUGUCAUAAGCCAUAGCAAAGUAGCUGCCAUGUAAAUACUGUGUAAAUAGAGGCAAUUCUCAACCUUGAACGCUGUGUAUAUAACUUUUUUUUAAAAAACUGUGUGGAAAAAAUUGAAAAGAAAUGUGUGUGUGUGGAGGGGGGGUGUAUAAUAGGAAAGCUUUCAA
This is a messenger RNA of Eublepharis macularius, 1748 nucleotides long. It is a transcript of the gene CCNB3, whose product is annotated as cyclin B3. Gene Ontology annotation, molecular function: cyclin-dependent protein serine/threonine kinase regulator activity. Lineage: Eukaryota; Metazoa; Chordata; Lepidosauria; Squamata; Eublepharidae. The coding region runs from base 337 to 1590 and encodes 417 amino acids. The transcript is spliced from 12 exons. The record is from RefSeq and is a predicted model, not a curated record. Gene Ontology annotation, biological process: regulation of cyclin-dependent protein serine/threonine kinase activity; mitotic cell cycle phase transition. Gene Ontology annotation, cellular component: nucleus; cyclin-dependent protein kinase holoenzyme complex; centrosome.